Molecule: messenger RNA, 595 nt
Organism: Sturnus vulgaris (Common starling)
Lineage: Eukaryota; Metazoa; Chordata; Aves; Passeriformes; Sturnidae
Source: RefSeq, a predicted model, not a curated record
CUGAAUUCCCUCUGUUUCACAUCCAGACUCCUCCGGCUGCAUCCCGGCCGCGCUCCCGGCCCGGCAUUCCAGCAGGAUGAGAGCGGCGGAGGUCCUGGUGCUGUGUCUGCCAGCGCUCCUGGUGCAGGGACAGUUCAGCAGGUUCGAGGGCAUCACCUAUCCCGAGCCAGCCCAGUACUCCCAGUACGACCAGCAGGCAGAAAUUCAGGAUUACUACGACUACCACGAUGUCACCCCCCGAGCCCCAGAGGAGCAGUUCCGGUACCAAUCCCAGCAGCAAUCCCAGCAGGAAACCGUGCCGACGGAGCCCACGGAGCCGGGGCCGCUCGACUGCCGGGAGGAGCAGUACCCCUGCACCCGGCUCUACUCCGUGCACAAGCCCUGCAAGCAGUGCCUGAACGAGAUCUGCUUCUACAGCCUCCGCCGGGUGUACGUCAUCAACAAGGAGAUCUGCGUCCGCACCGUGUGCGCCCACGAGGAGCUGCUGCGAGCCGACCUGUGCCGGGACAAGUUCUCCAAGUGCGGGGUGAUGGCCACGAGUGGGCUGUGCCAGACCGUGGGCGCGUCCUGCGCCCGCAGCUGCGGCGGCUGCUGA